AUGGACCAACCAAACAUCCUUGAGCCACUCCAGGCCUCGUUCCAAGAUGCGUCUGCGCCUCAGAAACCGCACCAAGUCUCGUCAAGUAAGUCACUUUUUGCUUUAGAGUCGAACGAGAUGACGACCUAUCGUACGACGAUGCAGGUCCCACAAGUUGAAGAGGCCAAGCUUGAGGUCGACGCGCUCUCGGUUGGCUUCAGGUGCCUGCUCAUUGACGAGAUAUACGAGAUAGUUGUGAGACUUUUGUAUGGCGACGGGUGUGGGAAGGGGUCUGUAGCCGCUCUCGCGAUAACCUGUCGGUCCUUUCAGCCUACUGCGAUCAAGGUGCUUUGGGGGACUCUCAAUAGCUUCGCUCCGCUUGUGAAGUUACUUCCACGCCACGAAUGGUAUGAGGUCCAACGGUGCGAUGGCAGCCGUGCACUCGAUAUCAGGUGGGGCGUGAAAGCAGCAAAACUCGACUUGACGCGUUUGCAAUACUACGUCGGAUUUAUCAAGCGCUUCUCCUGGCGGGGAAACCUGGACGUCCGGAGUGGCGCCGUUGAGUACUUCCUCCAGCGUAUACCACAUUCAGUCCGCCUGUUCCCGCGAGUCUCCUCAUUCACAUUUACUGACGGGCUCCCGGAGGUCUCCCGCCUACUUCUGCAUCGUAAAGCGUUUGUCAACCCGGCUUUACUGGAGCUACACUACGAAGCGCUGCCCUCGGAAGCGCGGCUACUAGCUGAGGCUCUCGACAAGGUCCGCAAGUGGUGCCCCAAGCUGUGUAUUCUCAGAGUUCCUAGCUAUGACGACUAUAUUCACGUUCCAACGGUCAUCCCGAAGCUCUCUGCGAUCAUCUGCGUAGCAAACCUCCGGAUGUUUGACUCAAUGGUUUCAAUCACGUCUGAGGCUCUCCUAGCUCUGGCUCGUAUGCCUCGUCUGGAGAUUGCCAAUAUCCGCCUGGGGCCUGAUGCGCUGAACCUAUGGACCGUCACUUGUCUCCCUCGGCGGUCUUUCCCUGCACUCAAGUCUAUCGCGCUGCACAUGUUUGAUCUAGACCAGGCCUCGCUGCUCUUUCUGCAACGCAUGGGAUCUGAAAGGCUAAUGUUCUUCAGAGUCUCUUCAGAGAUCCAUCCGCACAACCCACAGCCUUUGAUUGCUUACUUCGAGGCUCUUGCUGCUGCGCCGUUCGCGCCAAUCAUGCAAGACCUCCAGCUGCAGUUCGGUCACCCGGAGUACGUCCACGCACCGCUGUGCUCUAUCUCGCUCGACGUUCUGCAGCCGCUGCUAAGCAUCAAGAGCCUCACCACGUUCGUGAUACGGUCGCGCAACUAUGACCUGGAUGAUGCGGGGUACCGCGCGAUCGCCCUUGCGUUCCCGCGGAUCCAUACGCUGCUCCUCCACCCUCGCGCCGCGAUGGAUACGGACUACCCGCCCGCACACAUGCGCUCGCUGCGGCACUUUGCCGAGCACUGCUCAAAUCUGGCCGUCCUGGGUCUCUUCAUCGAUGUCACCGACGUCCCGGAGCUCCCGGAGGACUUCGAGUCGCAAUCGCUCGUGUCUGUGUACCAUUUUAUCUGCCACGGGCCUGAGAGCUAUGUUGGACGUGCGUCGGCGUACUUGGAUGCGAUCUUCCCGCGAAACGCGCUCCGGCUUGAGGAAGCGCGGGCGCACCCUGAGCCAGGAGAUUACUUCGUGCCCCCGCGCGCACACUCGCCACGAAUGCCGUGGACGCCUGCCGGUGUAAUGGACACGGUGCGUGGUCUGUAUCAUCGGCGUCGACGGUCGUGA
Messenger RNA from Fibroporia radiculosa, 1767 nucleotides. RefSeq lists its product as uncharacterized. Lineage: Eukaryota; Fungi; Basidiomycota; Agaricomycetes; Polyporales; Fibroporiaceae. Bases 1 to 1767 code for a protein of 588 amino acids. The record is from RefSeq and is a predicted model, not a curated record. The transcript is spliced from 2 exons.